Molecule: messenger RNA, 5549 nt
Organism: Hippocampus zosterae (dwarf seahorse)
Lineage: Eukaryota; Metazoa; Chordata; Actinopteri; Syngnathiformes; Syngnathidae
Gene: rev1
Product: REV1 DNA directed polymerase
Exons: 22
Coding region: 226-4242 (1338 amino acids)
Biological process (GO): error-prone translesion synthesis; error-free translesion synthesis
Cellular component (GO): nucleus
Molecular function (GO): deoxycytidyl transferase activity; DNA-directed DNA polymerase activity; damaged DNA binding
Source: RefSeq, a predicted model, not a curated record
UGCAGAACACAGAUAGAAUGGAAAGCAAAAGGGAUCAUCUGAGAAGCGGUAGCAAUGGAGAGCUGAGGAGAUGUAGAACGUGUUCAAGUACCCGGGAUGUCACCAUGACUAAGUAAGGUUAUUUCAGCGGAACAAGGACAGCAAGAGGCGGAUACUGUCUGGGAGAAUCUCCGCAGGUUUGACGAUUGAGCUUGUGGGCAGCUUCAUAUGCGGUGGUAACUCAGUAUGAGUCGAGAUGUGUGGACCAAGAAGAAAGCCAAUGCCAGUGGGGACAAUGGUUGGGCUGAGAGGGGAGGCUACAUGGCUGCCAAGGUGUCAAAGUUGGAGGAGCAGUUCAAAAGCGAUGCUCCGAGAGAGAAACAGAAAAACAACCCUUCCAACAUUUUCUCUGGAGUGGCCAUCUAUGUUAACGGCUACACAGAACCAAGUGCAGAUGAGCUCCGUAGGCUGAUGAUGUUACAUGGCGGGCAGUUCCACACCUACUACUCCCGCUCCAAGACCAGCCACAUCAUUGCCAACAAUUUGCCAAACAGCAAAAUUCAGGAGCUGAGAGGGGAAAAGGUCAUCAAGCCUGGCUGGAUCACUGACAGCAUUAAAGCUGGACAGCUCCUUCCUUACUUGCACUAUCAACUGUAUGCUAAAUACAAAAGACCCCUGUUUCCGGCUACAAAGCAGUGUCAGACCCCGGACAUCGCUGGACCUAGUCACAGUCAUCACAGUGUUCCUAACCAGGAGACUUUGAACUCCAGUUACCCCUCACGCAAACAACAAGGCUCCCACCAGAAGAGUCCCUCACCCCACCCACAUCUUAGCACCUCAGCAUCCUCUCACCCAGACCCUGAGCACAGCCACUUUAGUGUCGAACCGAGAUACUGCAGCAGUUCCAAUUCCCAUACCCCGUUAUUUAAAUUGAGCCCCUUAAAGCGGCCGCAAUCGGGAGUGCUAUCACCUCAUGCUCUCCAGGCACAGAGUGUGGACCAACCUGAACCUCAGACUUCCUGCAGUACACACCAGAGAUACAAGGAAGUUGAAAUAAGAGUGAAUGGAUCAUUGCAGACCUCAGCAGCAGACUUGAUAGGGGAAUCCAUCAAAGCCCCUUCCGCCCUCACCAAUGGACAUUCUCAUAUUUUUAAUGGUGCCUUAAAGUCAAAGGACCUUGUUCUACACAAACUUUUUGUUCCCAAGGACUUGAGUGAAUGCAGAAUUGCGAGUUCCAAAAGAAAAAACACUUGUCUGAACAAACUGGACCCAUAUGAGUUCCCUAACAGUCCUCCAAAACAGACUGACCGGUUGUCUGUCGGUCUUGAGGAAUCAUGUUCAAAAGAUGCACUUAAAUCACUACAACAGACAUCCUGUCAAGUUGACUCAAAUCCUGACAAAAUUCCUCAUUCUCCAACAUCUCAUUCACACGUCCCCGCGCGUCUGAACGGAAGUCACCACAAUGCCUUUUCAUCCCACCCUGCCUCGGAAAGCAACUCAACAGUCCAACCUCAUCCCACCGCGGCGGCGUCUCGGUCUCCCGGACCUCAUCCCAGCGCAGCGGCAGCGUCCAAGCCUGCGGCUGAGCUGUUGGCGCAGACGGGCGGCCUGAUCUCGGAGUACUAUGCUCAUUCACGUUUACAUCAGAUUUCCACAUGGAGGACAGGCUUCUCCGAGUAUGUCAACGAACUGCACAGCAAGCGAAAGGCGACGGGCGGUGUUUCAUUUCCGGGCAAAGAGCGACUUCGGAAAUUGGUGGAGCAGCGUGCUUUUGAAAGUCAAGACACACAGACACACUCGACAGUUAAAUCUUGCAUCCUCCAUGUGGAUAUGGAUUGUUUCUUUGUGUCAGUUGGGAUCCGGCAUCGACCUGAACUCAAAGGUAAGCCUGUAGCUGUGACUAGUAACCGUGGGCAGAUGCAUGUGCCUUUAAGACCAGGAGCCAACCCACAACUGGAGCAGCAGUACUACCAGAGGAAACACACUCUGGCUCCACAGGACAAAGAGUUUGAGGAUUUACAUGAUGUUGCUCCGCAAGACUGUGCAGAAGUGCACACUAAUGGAAUAGAUCAAGAUGCUGCGCUUUCUAUGGCGGAGAUCGCAUCCUGUAGCUAUGCUGCAAGGCAGGCAGGUGUGAAGAACGGGAUGUUUUUUGGUAAAGCCAAACAGCUCUGUCCCACUCUGCAGUCUGUCCCGUACGACUUUGACGCCUACAAAGAGGUGGCCCUCACCCUGUACGAGACUUUGGCUGGUUACACUCAUGACAUCGAGGCUCUGAGCUGUGAUGAAGUACUGCUGGACGCCUCUGCUCUCAUAGCCGAGUUGGGUGUCGACCCAGAGGAUCUUGCCAAAGCCAUCAGAACAGACAUCAAGGGAAAAACGGGAUGCUGCGCUUCAAUCGGCAUGGGGUCCAACAUCUUGUUGGCUAGGCUUUCAACACGCAAGGCCAAGCCCGAUGGGCAGUACUUCUUAAAGUCAGAGGAAGUGGACGAUUUUAUCAGGGACCUGCCAGUGACCAGCUUACCAGGUGUGGGGCCUGUCAUGGGCAGAAAACUGGCAGCUAUUGGGGUCAAGUCAUGUGGGGACCUGCGUCACGUUUCUCUCACUCAGCUACAGAAAAAGUUUGGACCACGAUCGGGACAAACAUUGUACCGUUUCUGCAGGGGUCUCGAUGACCGACCUGUCCGCUACGAGAAGGAGAGGAAGUCCGUGUCGGCAGAGAUGAACUACAAUAUACGCUUUAAAAAGGUGGAUGAGGCAGAGUCUUUCCUGUCCAGCCUGUCCAUGGAGGUGCAGCGACGUCUACAUGAAGCUGGGUUGCAAGGUCGCAGAGUGACGCUCAAGGUCAUGGUCCGCAAGGAGGGCGCACCCCAGGAGACAGCGAAAUACGGUGGCCAUGGCAUAUGCGAUAACUUUGCCAAGACAGUGCUGCUAGCACAGUCCACUGACAGCGGCCAACUGAUUGCAGCGACAGUCAUCAAGAUGUUCCACGCUAUGAAGUUGCCAGUGCAGGACCUCCGAGGCCUGGGCAUCCAGGUGCAGCUUCUUGAGGGAAGUCACUCUGCUCACAACAAUGUCAACGGGCUUCGGACACGCUCCAUCAAAGAGAUGUUGCACAGUCAUGCAUCCACCAGCAAAGAUGUUGGUGACAAUAAACAUCAGGAAAAGACACCACAUAUCCAAGAUGUAUUGCCUGGCUCCAUUGAACAUUCUCAGUCUACCAACGCAUCAGUUCCAGGAACAAGCAACGAUCAUGAAGCAUGCAGUCAAACGCCCAAACAUCCGAGAACACGACUCGACAUCAGUAUUGAAAUCCCCUCACCUUCACAGGUGGAUCGGUCCGUGUUAGAAGCCCUGCCCGCAGAGCUGAGACUACAAGUGGAGCAGUCGUGGGCUUGCAGAGAAGGAAAAGAAACAAACCACCACCAGGACGGUGGUCUGCAGCCUUUGACUCCCAAGUCACGGCUGGCCUCCACUUCUUGUCCUCUUCCUGCACUGAACGAAUCCCCUGCACUGUCUGCAGCAUUAGUACUGCAGAUUCCAAAUCAGCCGGACAGUCCAGGAAUUAUUUUGGAGCUGCCUAACUACUCCCAGGUUGACCCAGAAGUUUUUGCCGCUCUUCCCAAAGAGCUACAGGAGGAACUCAAAUCUGCCUACAACCGUGCUGCAAAUAACCAGCCUCAGACAAAAAUGCCGGAGCAAAAGAAUGCACUUUUGCAGCUGAAGCAGUCUGUAGGAGUUGGCGUCGGACGAGUGAAGCGGCGAUACAAGAGGAAGCACACAGUAAGCCCUGCCAAAAAGGGCCCAUCGCCUCAAAAGAAGUACCGCCCGAUGAGCAGCCCUGCCAAACCCGCACCACCUUUUACGAAACUUAAGGAGCUUCCGAAUGUCUUAAAGACUGAAAAUGGUCCGUCCACCUCCUCUUCAAAGCAGGACAUCCCAGAGCCUUUGCCAAAAUGCAUCCUUCGCCCUCCUCCGGCGUUGGCCGGAGCCUCUGAGCUACCGGAUAUUAAAACACUGUUACGGGAAUGGGUGACCACCAUGACAGACCCCAUGGAAGAGGACAUCCUACAGGUGGUGAAAUAUUGCACUGAUCUAAUCGAAGACAAAGAUCUGGAGAAGCUGGAUCUGAUCAUAAAAUACAUGAAGAGGAUCAUGCAGCAGUCGCUGGAGUCCGUGUGGAGUAUGGCCUUUGACUUCAUUGUGGACAACGUACAGGUGGUUGUGCAGCAAGCUUACGGUAGCACCCUAAAGAUCGCAUAAAAAUCCAUGCCGGUUUUUCCACUUUUUCCUCCGUUUGAACUUUUCUUCGGCCAAUUGCUGGGUUCUGUAAGCUGCACAGACCCGGUCAACUGUAGCAACAUAAAUUCAUGGUUUCUUAUACAGCAUGAGCCAAGUGAGGAAUACUUUAAAAGCCACGAUUCUAUUCAAGGUUGGUUUGUAUACAUGCAGCAUUUUCUUGUCUUUCAAGACCAAGUCAACAGAUUUUGAGACAUAGACUCUCUUUAUGUUUACUUGGUAGUAUCCUGACUUGGAAAACAGAGGAGCCUCCAAAGGCGAACACAGUCCACUCUGUGAUGACAAUUGACUUUAAAAAUUGUUGAUUUCACAUAGGAAAUGAUGCAAAAUGAAUUUUUAAGUAACAUUUUAAGAAAUACUCAUUUAAUCCUUGAGAUGCCCCCCGACUUAAAGUCUCACAAAAUAAUGAGUGAUAGUCAAAAUUUUUGACUUUUGGAGGCGCAUUUCCCCCCAACUCCAAAUGUACCACUUUUGGGGCUUCAGGCUUUGGAGGUUUCACUGUACUUUGCAAAUUGAUUCCCAUGCAAUGGUAGAAGGCUUUUCCAGUGUAAGAAUUUUUCUCUCUCCCCUCAUAUAUCUGGUCAUAUCUGAUACAAUUUUUAAAAAUAAAUAAACAAUCGUGUUUCUUUUUAACCUUUUUGCAAAAAAAAAAAAAAAAAAAAGCCAAAUCCUUGCAUUAAAGUAUGUAAAUAAUGUUUUUUUAAUGUACUUGUUUAUUGGAAGUAAAGGGUUUACCUCUUGUAUUGUUGUUUACAUUUAGUGAAUUCUUAGUAAUUAUAAACUGGACCGUUUUGGUCUUUGGAAAGAAAGCACUUCAGAGGUUACCAGUUGAUUGUCACUCUCCUCAAUAUAAUGCCUCUACAAUUUUUUUGUGACAUUUGGUAAGGAAGAUGCCCCUUUGGAUGCAAGUUUGAGCUGAACAAUGUUACAUUUUUAACUUUGUAGCCCAAAUUUGUAUUGCAUGACAUUAGCCGCCCACUCAGAAAUGCUGUGCUUAGCUGGAGAAAAAAAAAGAAAUAUUAUGCAAACCAAAUUAGUGUAAUAUUUCCAGUUAUUUGUUUAAGAACUAUAUGUUCAGUUUUGAAGUUGUUGCUUCACUUUUUUUUCUUUUUUUUCCCCUCGUCCCCGAGUCAUGAUGUUGGCAAAAGCCAGUGGGCCUCAUUUUUGAACGGGCCAAGUUUUAUCUUUAUAAUUCUGGCUUGUGCCUGAAGACCUGAAGCUGUGAACGUUUUCUAAAGCUUGAUAAUAAUAAACUGUAACUUUUAAUUUUA